This is a messenger RNA of Alosa alosa (allis shad), 4725 nucleotides long. RefSeq names its product PDZ and LIM domain protein Zasp-like. The transcript has 6 exons. The record is from RefSeq and is a predicted model, not a curated record. Gene Ontology annotation, cellular component: nucleus. The coding region runs from base 116 to 2860 and encodes 914 amino acids. Gene Ontology annotation, molecular function: RNA polymerase II cis-regulatory region sequence-specific DNA binding; DNA-binding transcription factor activity, RNA polymerase II-specific. Gene Ontology annotation, biological process: regulation of transcription by RNA polymerase II. NCBI's taxonomy places the organism in Eukaryota, Metazoa, Chordata, Actinopteri, Clupeiformes, Clupeidae.
CCCCCUGUAAAAUUAAAAUCCUUGUGACCAACACUACAGUAAUUGUCUGCGCAGGACCCAGCGUUUCGUCUUAGUAAUUUACUUUGAGGUUAUCACCUGAAUGUAAUGUGAUGUGAUGGAUACAAUCAUGGACAAGAGCAUGAAAACGAGUAAAUAUUACGAAAUGCCAAAUGUAAACAAAUCCGAAAACGAACGCAACAAGACAGCGGGACAAACCAAGUGGGCCGUUCGUUGCUUUCAGAACUGGUGCUUCGAACACCUUGGACAAACCAUUGACUUUAAUGCGGUUUCAAAAUCGGAAUUGAAUGAAAUACUCAGGAAGUUCUACCUCACAGUCAAAAAUGGAAGAGGAGAACCGUAUGGAUUCAGCGGUUUCAUGGGUCUGCGAGCAGGGCUCAACAGACACUUGAGUGAGCCACCGCUGUCAUGGUGUUUAAUGAAGGACACUGACUUUAUGUCCAGCAACGAUUUGUUCCUGGGACUGGCAAAGAAACUACAAUGUGAACCUGACCAGUCCCGCCACCAUAAGGAUAAAGCAGAUGGAGAUUUUAUGGAGGUCAUACGCUGGACAGUCCUGGACCCUGGCACACCAGAGGAACCAACGGACGUGGACAGCAAUUCUGCAUCUCUCGCUAGUCUAGAAGUGGACUGCAUGGACUCCGACAGCAAUGGGGGAAACUCCACAGUUGCUCAGGUCACUUUGAGACACGUGGUGGAAUCCUGGAGGAGGCCAGAGUCUGCAGUCACGUUUAAAACUGAGAACGAUGAAGGAAGCUCUAGCCACUCUCCAGACGAGAGCAUCAGUCCAGCUGCCGCCAGCUGGCCUACUCCUGAUGAUGACCACGUUCCUUACUUAACGGAGACCCAGAUGAUGGCUCGCGUCCGGCAGCAGCGCUUCACCCAGGAGGAGCUGGACAUCCUAGUGCGCGAGAUCCAGGCGCGCUACCACCGCAUCUACACCAAAGGCCUUCCCUUCGCCAUGAUCCGGCGGGCGUGGGAGGAGGUGGCGGCCGCUGUCACCAGUGCUGGCGUCGGCCCCGUCAGGACCGCCAGCGCGUGCCAGACGCGCUUCAGAGACCUGAAGAGACGCUCCAGGACCAAGCUGGUCGAUGGGGUCAGCUCAACGCACCCUCAAAGGCCAGAGAGAGGGUCUGUGGGAGAGGACACUCCGUCCGCCAGCACAACAGCUACACCUUCAGCCUCUUCCGGUCUGAGACCUGAUGCCGAAGCGGUGGAUGAUGGGAACGGCGACGCGCCGUUCGCCCCCUCCGCCCCCUCGAGCAGCUUGGACAAUCCCACUCAGGCCCCGUCGAGCCCGGCGGCCGUUCCCAGCCAGUCACGGGAGCCGCUGGAGGUCCGCUUCCGGACGCUGGAGCUGCUUCGGAGGGGCUCGAAGCCGCGUAGCCGCAAGCAUUUCACCGGCGAGCAGAUGGACAUCCUGCUGCGCGAGAUCAAGGCCCGCCACCACCGGCUGUACGGCGAGAGCCAGAACCCGCUGCGCUCCGAGGACCGCCGGCAGGCGUGGGAGGAGGUGGCCGCCGCCAUCAACCGCGCUUGCUGCGGACCCACCAGGACCGCCGCCGCCUGCUGCAAGCGCUUCAGCGACCUGAAGCGGCGGCGCAAGACGAGGCUGGGCAUGCGGAUGGUGUCCGCGCGUCACGAGGGCCCCAUCAUCACCGCGGCCUUCUCGCACGCCAGCCCCAUGGGCACGCGGAUGGUGUCCGCGCGUCACGAGGGCCCCAUCAUCACCGCGGCCUUCUCGCACGCCAGCCCCAUGGGCAUGCGGAUCCUCCCGUCAGUCGGCAUGGAGCCGCUGCAACGGCCAGAGAACACCGCCACAGUCACUCGAGCCGCUGCCAAACCCAAUCCAGCAACACCCACACUAACAUCAACACCAACAUUAAUAACUGCACUUAGCACACCGACCCAAAGAGUCGCACCCACUCUAACACUCACACCUCCAUCCACACUGGCACCAGCAACUGCACCUGCCCCUGCACCCUCACAAGCGUCCAGACUGGCACCAGCACCUGCCCCUGCCCCCUCACAAGCGUCCACACUGGCACUAGCAACUGCACCACCUGCCCCCUCACAAGCGUCCACACUGGCACUAGCAACUGCACCACCUGCCCCCUCUCAAGCGUCCACACUGGCACCAGCACCUGCCCCUGCCCCCUCACAAGCGUCCACACUGGCACUAGCAACUGCACCACCUGCCCCCUCUCAAGCGUCCACACUGGCACCAGCACCUGCCCCUGCCCCCUCACAAGCGUCCACACUGGCACUAGCACCUGCACCACCUGCCCCCUCUCAAGCGUCCACACUGGCACUAGCACCUGCCCCACCUGCCCCCUCACAAGCGUCCACACUGGCACCAGCGCCAGCCGAGCCAGCGAACACCCCCACCCCACCAUCCCCAGCACCGCCUGAGAAGCCUGUAACAGGAGCAGAAGGUGGAGUCCCUGGAGCUUCUGUCGGUCCCCCAGAGGGAGGCAGCACGGGUGGUGUGUGUGUGUGUGAGUGUGUGUGUGCGGGGCGGAGGCGGUGGGAGUCGGAGCUGCUGGAGGUGCAGCGUGGAGGCCUGGCGGUGCUGCAGGGGGAGCUGGGAGCUCUGCGCCACGGCCUGGACACGCGCCUCCGCAGGAUGGAAAGCCGCACGCACCCCCUCCUGCUCUCCGUCAGCCGCAGCCUGGAGAGGAUCGCCAGCGCCAUGGAGCGCAACGCCCACGCCACCGCCACUCCAGACACCGACACGCCGCCCAGGACGCCAAGGGGCAGGGCUGUGGUGGAGAGGCCGGCUGCUAGCCAAUCCCGUGGUUCCUCAGAUGUGCGAGGUCGCAAAAGAGGGAGACGUUCCUAAAAAUGAGACUCACUGAAACGGAGACCCGUGGAGACAGGAAAAGCCUUUUAUUAUGACACAGGAAACGCCUUUUAUUAUGACACAGGAAACGCCUUUAAUGAGAACUGCUGCAUGACCGUGACUUCACAGGGUCCUGUCAUACUGCGCUGAUCAAAGUGAUCCAGUUCACCUGUGUGAUUCUAUAACUAGGCGAGAACUAGGCGAGUCAUUUUCCUUGAUUGAGGGGCUUUGUGUAGGGGUUUUCUUUUUUUGUUUGUUAAACACUCAAAACCGCCUAUGCUGUCUUGCCCAGACAUGCACUAAAGUUAAGAGGGGUUCACACUGAUGCAGGUUUUUUUCCCCUCCAGGCGCUCAAAUUAAUUUGUUUCCCUAUGGAGCGGUGCGACUACGCGUUACAACGCGCCUCGUGUUUAUAAAAGUGGUGCACAAGCAGAAAAAAAAAACGAGGCUUCUAAAAACGUGAGGCGCCCAAAGAAUAGAAUUAAAAAUAGUUUUUGAGGUUGCAUUCUUUUCAACAAUGGGUUGUGUCAGAAACGGUUGAUAAAGCUAAAAGUUAAGAUAAAGCUAAAGUUAACUAUAGACUCUUUGGUCGUGUCUUAGCUGCCUGUCCUAGCUAAGUCAGGGAGCUAGCGAUUUAGCUAAAUAUAAUGUAUCAUAGCAACAACAUGUACACAAUCAGUUUCUACCUCGCAUGUUUUUAACACUCACUACUUUGGUACAAUACUCACGUUAUGGAGGUGAAAAAAGUGUGCUCUAAAGUUGGGUGCUGGAUGACAUGGCAACAAAAUAAGUAAAGGACGUCCGCCACACCAGUAGCUUCACAUAGAAUUUUUAGUUUGUAACGUUUCGAGCGUUAGCCCUUCAUCAGACACCGUUGGGUUAGCCCUUCAUCAGACGCCAGAAACGUUACAAAGUAAAAAUUCUAUUUGGAGCUACUGGUGUGGCGGACGUCCUUUACUAAUUUUGUUAGCCUGCAAACCAGCCAGAGGGGUCAUCACUCUAGUAAAACCUCUUUGUACCUCAGUGACGCUAUGUGGAAUGCUAUGCAUAGACUCCAUAAAUAAGUGGAUAUACUCUCUGUGACGUUACCCAUAGGUUUUCUGAAGAGGGGGUAUAAAGCUCAAAAUUGGAGUCUUUAAGCUAAGUAAAAGGAACUAACAUGCUAAAAAGCUAACAUGCGAGUUGUCCGACAGUCGGACGUAGUAAUGGAGUUUUCGGUACAGUACAAUGUCUUAUUUCUUGCUCACAUUUAUCAAAUUUAAGCAAGAAGAGGACAUUUACAAACCAAACACGCCCGUAAAGCGUCAAUGUAAACAAAGUUGUUUUUUGUCCACUAUUUUUGUUUACAUUGAAUCUGAUAUUGAACUCUCAGCCCAUUCAUAUUUCAUAUUCUAUGCAUAAAUGUCUGUUAAAAUAAUUUAAACUGAAGAGUUAUAAAAUAAUAUCCCUCAGCCCAUGGUUGUCAUGGAAACCAUAUUGUCCAAAUUUGUUUUAUAUAAGCUGUAAGUAUAUUUAUACUGUGAAGUUAAAUUUUAACAUGCAGGUCUGUUGAAAUCAAAGAUUCUAGAACAGAGCUCUGUUCUAGAAUCUUUGGUUGAAAUUGACUCUCUUUUGGAGCCAGCCCCCUAUGGCAGUUAGUGGAAUUGCAGGUAUAGGAUCUUUUGUGUUGGGCUCAUUAGAGACUUCUGUGUUGGUCUGAGUCCAGUAACUAACACAGAGCCUCUUCAAAAUUACGUUUCUUAAAUUAAAUUUGUGAACUUACUGCAGCACAUUAAAAAAAGUUUCAUUGAUGUUGUUUGGGGUGGCUAUGAAUGAAGGAACUAGUUCUGCAAUGAUGCAAGUAAAUAAAAUUGUACAUUUCCUGA